CGAACACGCCAGCAGCUUGUUUUAUUGGAUGCCAAGCUGCGUAAUUUAAUUCAAGCUUAUGGAAGGUGACAGGAAAGAGUUAAUAUCCUGAGGCACUGAGGAGUGUUCAGGUGUGACUGUUCUUUCAUAUCUGGACUGCGUGCAGCUACAGUGCAAACACCUUAGAAGGCAGCAGCUGUCGGAGUUGGAGAAGCAGCUCUGUUCAGGAAAUAUUAUAAAAUGGCUGACUCUGAAUCCAGCUGUCCCAAAGAACUGCCUCGAGAACCGACACUUGAAGACUCCAACCAUGUGGCAAAUGGGUCACAGAUCUGCGAGGAAGAGUGUGAGAGCGUAGGACUGAAAAAUGAAGCGGACCCUCUGUCAUCGGAUCCAGAAAGAGGAGGACACACUCCCAGCAACGGAGUAGGCCUGGGAGAGAAUGUGACUGAAAAUGGAUCCAAAGAGGAGCCACCAGGCAAGAUUGGGGAAGGGGACGUGGUAGAGGGAGAAGAGGUCCUCUGUGACUUCUGCUUGGCUGAGAAGGUGCUGGCAGUGAAGUCCUGCUUGACCUGCAUGGUAAACUAUUGCCAGGAUCACUUGAAGCCUCACUUGGAGAACGCCAAACUCCAGACCCAUAAGCUUAUGGAUCCAAUGAAGGACAUUGACAUGCAGAGCUGCGAAGUCCACAAGAGGCACCUUGGUUGGUUCUGCCAUACUGACCUUGUGUGUGUCUGUGAGGAGUGCCUUGCAGAUGGACACCAGGGGCACAAGGCUGUCACCUGUGGGGUAGCCAGGAAGGAAAAGGAGUACGAACUUAUUCAGCUCGAAGCAGGCUAUGACUGGAAACUGAAGUCAGCAGAAAAUGCAAUUGAUAAGCUGCAGAGAAAUUCAGAGUCUAUAGUGAGUUCCGUAUCUGAAGUGAAAGCCUUGGUGGAAGAGAAGUUUGAGGAGCUGCUCCAAGCAGUGAAGAAGACUCAGUCUGUUGUGCUAGCUUUCCUAGAGGAGAAGGAGCGUGGUGCCGUUAAUCAUGCUAAUGGGAUAAAGAUCCACCUUGAGAACAAGCGGGUGGUGAUGGAGGAAUGCAAGAGCAGGCUGGAGAAGAUGGCCACACACACAAAUGACAUCAUCUUUCUGAAGGAAUACUGUGAAUUCAAGAAGAGCGAAGGAGACGACACGUUGCCCAGUGUCUACAUUGGCCUAAAAGACAAAUUGUCAGGGAUCCGAAGGGUGGUCACAGAGUCCACAGAACAUAUUUUACAACUUUUACAAACUUCCUAUAAGGACAAGUUGCAGGAGUUUGCUAAAGAUGAGGAUGCCGGCAUCAAGACAAUGGUGUCCGCCAUGAUCCCAUUCAAGCACCGCAUAACGGCCCCAGAACCUAAAAGCAGGAGUGACUUCUUGAAAUAUAUUUGCCCAUUGACCUUUGACCCGGUUACUGCUCAUCGCUAUUUGAGGCUCCUGGAAGACAACCACAAAGUCACCAACACCACACCGUGGGAGCACCCGUACCCGGAUCACCCAGAGAGAUUUCAGCACUGGCGCCAGGUGCUGUCGGGCAAAAGCUUAUACAUCAGCCGCUACUACUUUGAGGUCGAGAUAUUUGGGGCUGGGGUUUACAUUGGCAUGACAAACAAGAGCAUUGACCGGAAAGGGUCAGAAAGCAACAGCUGCAUCUCGGGGAAUGACUUCUCCUGGUGUGUUAAGUGGAAUGGGAAGGAGUUCUCCGCUUGGCAUAGUGAUGUGGAGACACCCUUGAAAGUCCAGGGAUUUAGCAGGAUAGGAGUUUACCUGGAUUACCCCAGGGGCACCCUCUCCUUUUACGGCAUUGCUUCGGAUGUCAUGACUCUCUUGCAUAAGUUCGAGUGCAAGUUUACCGAACCUCUCUACCCAGCCUUCUGGCUAUCCAAGAAGGAGAACAGUGUGCAGAUUGUCAAGUUGUGGGAUGAGGCUGCGGCCACCCUAGUACCUCUUCCUGGUCACUUGGGAGAAGCAGCUUCUUCCAGCACAGCCUUGGCACCUGAGAGCGAAGCAGAGGCAAGCACAAAAACAUCAGUCGGGACGCAGCCAUUGAUUAAGUGAUGUGAUCAUGGGCACUCCUCCUUACUGCAAGUGUGCCACUGAAUUAAUUCAAAGGUAAAGGCAGACAUGAUGGCCUCUAAGGGGAAGAAAAAAAUAAAUCAAAGAUCUGUAUUAGGGUUGCCAGACUCAAUAGAGGACAGGACUUCUGUGCCUUUAAUUGCCCUGGAAAUUAAACAAAGGGCCUGCUGUUUUCUCUUUAAGGUUUCCAGACUCAAAAGAGAGCAGGGCAAUUAAAGUCCUGUCCUCUAUUGAGUCUGGCAACCCUAAUCUGUAUUAGGGCAAUACUUUUAUCUGGCCAACAAACACAUCACAAAAUUGGGUGAGCUGAAUUGUUCGUUGCAUGUUUACCUUUUUGGUUGCCUGCUAGCCCACUAAAUAUCUUCUCCAAAUUGAGAAACCGCUGGGGGGAAGGGAAUCUCCAAGGUCACGCUGCUUACUUUGUAGGGAACUGAUGCACCAUUAAAGACUGGCAGUGGCUGCGUCAGUGUUCACCUGCUCCCUGAUCCUCAACUGAUACAUUUGUAAAGAAGCAUUUUUAAAAAAAUAGCAACAGCAACACUGCAAGUCUCCAGUUCUCUUGUCCUGUGGCCUGGAUGAGCAGUACCACAGCAUUAGAGCUGUUCAGUUUCUGAAAACAACUGUUCUUUCUUAGCAAAGGAAAUUGCAAACAUUUCUCAUUUACUGCAUUAUCUUGGCAGGUUGAAUAAACUUUGGUUUAUUAUUUAUCACA
Messenger RNA from Zootoca vivipara (common lizard), 2788 nucleotides. RefSeq names its product tripartite motif containing 16 (gene TRIM16). Gene Ontology annotation, molecular function: protein binding; zinc ion binding. NCBI's taxonomy places the organism in Eukaryota, Metazoa, Chordata, Lepidosauria, Squamata, Lacertidae. The record is from RefSeq and is a predicted model, not a curated record.